AUGGCUGGUAUGCUUCCUGGAGUUGAAUCGGCAAGAAGAAGAAGAUUCCAUUCUGAUUCUCCAACCCCAUCUGGUUAUAACUUGACAAGACGUUCAUCUUUUUGUUUAUAUGCAAGCAAUCAUGAAACCCUUCACAGUUCAUCCUCUUCCAUGAGGAAUCCAAUAAGCCAGGCAUAUUGUGAUGACACGCUAGGGGCUGUGGCUAGAGAAGCCAAGAAAAGGUUGGAUGAGAGGCUGAAAGCACAGUGGAAAUCUGAAAUCAAAAGGGUUUCGAGUGGGCAAGAAAGGACAAGAAAUCUGGAGGUCAGCCCUACAAAUAUAAUUGAAGUGACAGAAGUAUUUGGAUUAAAGAAAAAGUUUAAUUGGGCAAAAUUAAGCUGGAAAUGUACAGAACAAGAGGAAUGUGCAGUGUGUUUGGAGCAUUUUAUGGCAGGAGACACCCUAAUGCAGUUGCCAUGUGCCCAUAGAUUCCAUUCAAAGUGUUUGGUGCCAUGGCUAGAGAGUAAUGCACACUGUCCUUGUUGUAGAAUGGAAAUUCAAAAUUGA
Messenger RNA from Fraxinus pennsylvanica, 546 nucleotides. NCBI's taxonomy places the organism in Eukaryota, Viridiplantae, Streptophyta, Magnoliopsida, Lamiales, Oleaceae. The record is from the annotation of a GenBank genome assembly.